AUGAGCCGGGCAUUGUUCAGAAAAGCCACCAACGACGUCGCCCGGCUCAUACGGCGGAACACAGUGGCAGAAGAUCCUUCUGGUAAAACCAGGCUUGCUAGUUUGAACCUUAGGCGACUGCAGUCGAGGCCUCAGUUUCUAGGGAGAGGAAAGCAAACCGGGCUCUCACCUCCUCCUCCUUCUUCCUCGUCUGUUGGUUUCGUAGGAUGGUAUCUUGGUAUGUUGAAGUCACGCCCAGUUUUCACCAAAAGCGUCACAUCUUCCCUUAUUUACAUCGCCGCCGAUUUGUCUUCUCAGACGAUUGGGAAAAAAUCAUCCGACUCUUAUGACUUAGUGCGGACAGCAAGGAUGGGUGGAUAUGGUCUAUGUGUCUUGGGUCCAACACUUCACUGUUGGUUCAAUUUCAUGUCAAAACUCUUACCCAAACAGGAUUUCAUUACAUCGCUUAAGAAAAUGGCUAUGGGAAAUAUAAUCUACGGGCCUAUUAUGAUGGUCACUUUCUUCUCUUUGAACGCAUUACUACAGGGUGAAGGCAGAUCAGAUAUAGUUGCCAGAUUGAAAAGAGACUUUCUACCUGCGAUGCGAAACUGUGUCAUGUAUUGGCCUAUAUGUGAUUUUAUAACGUUCAAGUUCUUCCCCGUUCAUUUACAGCCUCUUGUAAGCAACGCGUUUUCCUAUUUGUGGACGAUCUACAUGACUUACAUGGGAAACCGUAAAAAACCAGAUGCCAUUUCAAGCUGA
Molecule: messenger RNA, 741 nt
Organism: Eruca vesicaria subsp. sativa (arugula)
Lineage: Eukaryota; Viridiplantae; Streptophyta; Magnoliopsida; Brassicales; Brassicaceae
Source: the annotation of a GenBank genome assembly